Nicotiana tabacum (common tobacco) is the source of this 1526-nucleotide messenger RNA. The record is from RefSeq and is a predicted model, not a curated record. NCBI's taxonomy places the organism in Eukaryota, Viridiplantae, Streptophyta, Magnoliopsida, Solanales, Solanaceae.
ACACUGCCCGCUCCUCUUCUCCCCUUUUCUCUCAAGUUCUCAUAUUCUUCCAUCUUCCUUGCUCAAUUCCAUCUCAAGACUCUAAGGUUACUAUGGAUCGUGAUGAUACCGCUAAAGGAAAAGGGGCGGGGAAGUCCUCCACUACUGCUCCCCCUCCAAAGAAACGCAAGCAAGGCGAGAGCUCUUCCCGACAAGCCAAGGGAAAGCAAGUGGCUAGCGGGUCUACGAGGCCACCACGGCCUCGGGUGGAACUUGUUUAGGAUAACGCCAUCAAAUGGCAUGAUACUUUUGUUCCAUAUGGGAGAUAUGUGUCUGAAAUGGGGAUAAAUGUGAAGGCUUUAGAACGGAACUUCCCAGAUGUACUUGCUACAUUGAUCGAAAAGAAGAUGGAUAAGCUCUUCGAAUGUCCGGGCCCGACAAAUCUCAGCAUGGUAAGAGAGUUAUAUGCCAACUGGAAUGAGAAAAAUGACGAGUCGUGGGUCAGAGGAAAGGAAAUUCCAAUGGAUAGGGAAGCCUUGUGUCAUUUUUUGGGAGUUGAUAGCCCUAACCCACGAAGGCUUCGAAAGUUCGUCAAAAGUCCACGCUACUAAGCAAUACGUCACACGCUUUGUGGCGUUGAUUCUAAUGCAAAGUGGACGCGAACUAGGGGAAAUAUUCACCUUGAAAUGCUCCGGUUCGACUUCAACAAAACGGCCAAGGUCUGGCAAAACUUUGUGCAAGCUAGAUUAAUGUUCGUUGAGCAUAAUAGUAAGUGCACUCGAGUUCGAGUGUGCGUGAUCUCCUUUUUGAUGACCGGGUGCCCCAUAAAUGUGGGUGAGCUCAUGCUUGGGGAGAUGACCCGCACCCGUUUUGGAGGAAGGAUCAAAAGCUUUUUUUUUGGCAACAUCCUAACACAAUACAUGCUCUCUCGUGGGGUACCAGAGUACCCUGGCUAUGAUGAGGUAGUGGAGGCACCCACAACAUUGUUAAACAUCACAUCCAUGCUAGAGUCCACAUCCAAGCUCACCCAAGCUGCUAGGAAUGAGAGGGACAAAAAUUUCAACAGGUAUCUUUACAAAUCCCUCAAUGUUAUUAUGAGCAGGCUAGGGGUGUCAGAUGAGAAGCGCACGCGAUUGCGAAGUGAUCUCUCCAGUUCUUCCAAGGAGAUGUUGGGCAUAGAACCAAGCAGUCAUGUUCAUCCGUCUGAGGAUGAAAACACUUACAAGGAAUCUGAUAAUGAGGAUGCGGAUGAUGAUGAAGUUAUUGGACCAAUGGCUUUGGUACCCUUAGGAGAUGAUGAUGAGCCCAUUGCCGCAGCUGGUUGGCAUCCUGAUGAGGCAGACUCCGACUAGCAGGGAGUUCUUUCUUUCUACCUUACUUUAUUUUUGAAUUUAUUAUGCAUUGCACUAUGCAUUGUUUAAGUGUGGGGUGGGGGAAUACUCAUUGAAUUGUAUAAAACUUUUUUUUUAGUGUUAUUGUUUUUUUUUUUCUUUUAUCACCUUUUAGCUUAGUUUAAGACUAGCAUAGUCUAAUUAGCUAGAUUACAU